GUCGUUUUCAUGUCCUCAGUAGGACCGUCAAUGGAUUUCAGAGAGAACUGAGCGGCGUGUGUGGAGAUAAACAUGGAGAAAAAUGUUGGGUCGCUACAGGAGCAGGCCCUGAAGAGAAAAGAGAGGCUCAAAGCAUUAAGAGAAAAACAACUACAUGGGCGAGAGGAAGAUGGGGAGCCAGAGAAGAAAAAGGCUUCACUAGAGGAGACUACUGAACAGAAACACAGAGAGUUGAAGCUGAGGAAUUACACUCCAGAGGACGAAGAGCUGAAGGAAAGGCAGGUGCCCAAAGCCAAACCUGCAUCUGUGGAGGAUAAAGUAAAAGACCAGUUAGAGGCAGCUAAUCCAGAGCCCAUCAUUGAAGAAGUAGAUUUGGCCAACCUCGCCCCAAGAAAACCAGACUGGGAUCUAAAGCGUGAUGUGGCAAAGAAACUGGAGAAGUUGGAGAGGAGAACACAGAGAGCCAUCGCUGAACUAAUCCGCGAUCGUCUCCGAGGCAGCGAGGAGGAGUUGGCCGGAGUUGUGGGAGCAGUAGGAGCGGAGGAAGGAGACUCUGACUGAAUCCAAGAUGUGACAGAUAAAUAAAUUUUAAAAAGAGAGACAACAGAGGGAGGCAGUUUACUUGGAUUGUACUGUCACAUCUGUGUUGUGCUCAAAGUCACUGCUUUUUUCAUUGCUGCAGGGAGUAAAGUAAUGUUGUCUGUCAGACCUUUAAAUUCCCUUUUGUGAGUCCUGUAUUGUAUCAUUGCAUUAUUACGUAUAAAUAUGUAGUAGUACAUUCUGUAUGUGGGUUACUGAGGUGCAUUGUUAAUGUAACCUCAAUAUUUUGUUGUAUUUUUAAAAUAUUUUCAAGUAAAAUAAUGUGAAUUUG
Molecule: messenger RNA, 871 nt
Organism: Micropterus dolomieu (smallmouth bass)
Lineage: Eukaryota; Metazoa; Chordata; Actinopteri; Centrarchiformes; Centrarchidae
Gene: ccdc12
Product: coiled-coil domain containing 12
Exons: 7
Coding region: 73-561 (162 amino acids)
Cellular component (GO): post-mRNA release spliceosomal complex; U2-type spliceosomal complex
Source: RefSeq, a predicted model, not a curated record